AGAGUUAUUCUGUAAGGCAAAAGUCUCUCCUGUCGAUCAGUUACAGUUAGCAUUGGCAUGCGCAUAGAUCGAUUAAGCGGACACAAGUCGCAUCUUAGGACAGAAGCGGACGACAGGACGACGAACAGUGGCUGGAACGGUGGAGUAGACAGUUGUGACGACUAUCAUCCUUUCAUGCCCGGCGACAGAGCGGGCACGACCAAGAACCAAAAACAGAGCAGCAGCUAAAAGGCAGAGGACGGAGCCAGAAGCCAGUAUGAACGGACGCUUUGGUCUCAGUUUGAGCUUCAGCCUGUCGCUGCUCCUAGUGGCGGCAACCAUGUCGCAGAUGCUGCAGCAGGUCCAGGGACGUCGCAAAUUCUGCGGCGAGGCGCUCAACGAGGCGCUUGACCUGAUUUGCGUCAACGGCUUCUCACGCAGGAUCAAACGCAACAAUUUGGUGCAGGCCCCGAAUCCGAGUGUGGAGCGAUCACAGCGCGGACCAGCCCGUAAGUGGGUCGCACUGCUGCACAAAUUGGACGCCCUACCACCGGGCACGGGCAAAGGCUUGGGUACACCAGGAGGUGGCGGCGGCGGCGGUGGAAACAAUGGACACAACCUGCGGCGUCAUCGUCGUCGUAUUGCCCACGAGUGCUGCCGGGAUGGCUGCACCUACGAGGACAUUGUGGAGUAUUGCGCCUAGGCAGAGCGAAGGACUAUGAUGGGAUGACUGGAUGAUUGACUGGAUGGAGCAUGGAACGGGCACACACACACGCACACGCACACACAAACCCACGCGAUGACAACACAACGACAAAAAAAGGACAACAAACGGGGCAGCGGCUUGGACAAAAAGAAAUUCCCAUGGGAUGCCAACCGGAAUUUCGUUUUUGCUUAUUCAUUUUCCUACACUUAACCCUUAAAUACUUAAAACACAACAAAAUAUAUAAACAUAAACAUAA
This is a messenger RNA of Drosophila subobscura, 941 nucleotides long. It is a transcript of the gene Ilp4, whose product is annotated as probable insulin-like peptide 4. The coding region runs from base 257 to 682 and encodes 141 amino acids. Lineage: Eukaryota; Metazoa; Arthropoda; Insecta; Diptera; Drosophilidae. Gene Ontology annotation, molecular function: hormone activity. The transcript has 2 exons. The record is from RefSeq and is a predicted model, not a curated record. Gene Ontology annotation, cellular component: extracellular region.